GUUUUACUUCACAAGUUGCUAGGGUUUAAGAAAUGUUGAGCAGCAAAUUGGGCAUGCUCUCAAGGAGGGUUCAUCGCUCUUUGGUUUCUAUUCGGAACCCACAUCACCAGCUUCAACUACACUUCUCCACCAACACCAUUUCUGACUCGGACACCGACUCAACCUCCACUCAGCAAGGGGAAAGGGUUAUCUUUGAUCGGCCCCUGGAGAAUGGCCUGGACGCCGGCAUUUAUAGGGCUAUAUUGAUGGGGAAGGCAGGGCAAAAGCCGUUACAGAAGAAGCUUAAGAGUGGGACAGUGGUGACUCUUUUGUCCAUUGGAACGGGAGGGAUUCGCAACAAUCGUAGACCACUUGAUAAUGAGAGUCCCAGGGACUAUGCUGAUCGCUGUGCCAUUCAGUGGCAUCGUGUUACCGUUUAUCCAGAGAGAUUAGGAACGCUUCUCAUGAAAAACGUUCUUCCUGGUUCUAUCUUAUAUGUGGAGGGAAACCUGGAGGCCAAGGUUUUCGCUGAUCCAAUGACUGGUCUUGUCCGUCGAAUUAGGGAAGUUGCUGUUCGUCGAAAUGGUCGCGUUAUAUUUUUAAGUCAAGGUGGUGAUGCUGAGCAACAGAUACAACAAAAUGACCAGAGAGCUGUUGGCUAUUACUAAAGUAGAUGCUUGAAAUGGGAACUACGCGGGAUUCAGUUGGCAAUUGAGAAUUUUCGAUUUUGUAAUUAUAUUCUGAUUUUUUUUUACCGCAAAGUUGGAAUUGGAAUUGUUACAUGACAUUUGUCAUGAUGGAAACUCUUGGUUAAGUUUUGACAUUGCUCUAAGCAUUUUGAUAUUGAUGAAAUUUCACUAUAAUAAACUAAGUUUUUGUUGUUAUUUUGCACACUAUUU
Molecule: messenger RNA, 878 nt
Organism: Gastrolobium bilobum
Lineage: Eukaryota; Viridiplantae; Streptophyta; Magnoliopsida; Fabales; Fabaceae
Product: single-stranded DNA-binding protein, mitochondrial
Exons: 4
Coding region: 33-647 (204 amino acids)
Biological process (GO): positive regulation of helicase activity; mitochondrial DNA replication
Cellular component (GO): mitochondrial nucleoid
Molecular function (GO): single-stranded DNA binding
Source: RefSeq, a predicted model, not a curated record